UCGAAAGCAUUCACCGUCGAGUAACCUAUUUAAUGUUUAUCUAUAACCGGGCCCAGAUUUUAAGAAUUCUAAUUAAUGAAUAUUAUUUUUUAAUUAAAAAUUCAAUCUUGUAGAUAAAAUCCGUUUUUGUUUUUUUUUCAUUGUUGAUAUAUAUCUAUAGUGUGUCUUUUAAUGGCUUCGAGUUUCUUUGAUGAGAAAAGCGGCAUCAUUCCAUGUAACACGGAAUGGGGUAGAUGGUGGCAGACGGUAGACGAAGUACAUAUAGAAAUUAAAACACCCGCCAUCAAAUCAAAAGACGUCAAAGUCAAUGUCACCAAUUCAAAAAUCUCUUGCGAUAUAUUAGGAAAACUCUUAUUUUCUGGUAAUUUAUUUAGAAAAGUUCAUGCUGACGAAACUGUGUGGACAUUAGAAGAUAACGGAACUUUACUGAACAUUGUAUUGACUAAAGCAGAUUACAUUAAAAAUGAAAUUGUUUGGGAGGCUCUUAUGGAGGAUAAGUCGUUUAAAGCAGACCCUCUAACUUUUCAUGAAAUGAGAAAGAAAAUGGACCUUGAAAAAUUUCAAAUUGAGAUUUUGUAGCAAAAAAAGAUCAUCAAUGUAAUUUACAAAGAUUGAAUAAUAGUACCCAGGAAUGGACUUUAGCAGAGCGCAGCUUCAAAAGAGUUAUGAUACUAUACCUGGAUUUAAUAAUUCACCGUAAAAAACUAAGUUAAUUAAUUUUAUCACUAAAUGAUAAAAUUUGUAAUUAUUAUUUAGUUUUUAAUCAUUUGUUUUAUAAUUUAAAUAGUUUUAAAAACUGCUAAAAAAACAUUAACUUUUUUAUGUUUACGCAAUUAAUUAAAAUAAUAUUGUGUUAUCUAAAUAUUGUCAACUCCAAUAAUAAAUCAAUGCAACAUAA
This is a messenger RNA of Adelges cooleyi (spruce gall adelgid), 898 nucleotides long. RefSeq names its product nudC domain-containing protein 2-like. The coding region runs from base 172 to 579 and encodes 135 amino acids. Gene Ontology annotation, cellular component: cytoplasm. The transcript is spliced from 4 exons. The record is from RefSeq and is a predicted model, not a curated record. Gene Ontology annotation, biological process: protein folding. NCBI's taxonomy places the organism in Eukaryota, Metazoa, Arthropoda, Insecta, Hemiptera, Adelgidae.